This is a messenger RNA of Marasmius oreades (fairy-ring Marasmius), 3000 nucleotides long. RefSeq lists its product as uncharacterized. The transcript has 6 exons. Lineage: Eukaryota; Fungi; Basidiomycota; Agaricomycetes; Agaricales; Marasmiaceae. The record is from RefSeq and is a predicted model, not a curated record. The coding region runs from base 718 to 2688 and encodes 656 amino acids.
GUCACGGUGCUGCCGAUUAUCUGUUUUCCGAACGCUACCUGUCUCAUUUUCUGAGGACUACAUACGUUGAUUCGCAUCCCAAUUCCAAACUGCUGAAAGGCCACUGACUGAUUGAUUCUUCAUUUCCCAUUCAUCCCCAUCAGACGUUCCAAAGAAGAGUGCCAUCGCCUACAAUACUGGCGUCUCUGCUUCUUACAAUGAGACACUCUCGCUGUAUCUGGGCGUCUCAGGCUCCGACCUCGGAGGCUGCACCCAGCCUUGGGCCCGGGUUUUUGGCGAAUGGCGUUCGUGGUCUUCGAGCACGAAGUUGCAGGGUCGCGCCAUUCGACGAGGAGGAGGCGCAGAGUUGCUGGUGCCACGAGGAGCUCAGUACAUCUCGGAGGAAGAAGUCUUCGGUAUGUUUUAAUCUGGUUGUGCUUUGGAUUAAAUGUCACAAAUCACUAUCUUUCGCCAUCUUAGCGUUGGAGAGCUCUAUAGUCUUUUUGUGCAGACAUCUGUCACGAACAACAUAGAUCGGCUGACAUGGUUCGUUUCUUUUUGCCUCGUGCCCACAUCCGUCUUCUUGGGAAGAACAAACAACCUUUUUCCGGAUCCCUCAUCCCUUAUUUAGAAGACACGUGCAGACGGCCUGUACCUCAUAUAUGCACUCCUUUCAUCUUCAGGUGGUUUGCACUUCUGCCGGUAAUCCCUACCGCAGACAUCUUUCCAUCCUGAUUAAUGCUCUGCCUUUCCACAGGCGCAGCUUGCGACGUUUGCCUUGACCCCUUUGGUGGCGAGCUCAAGGCCCCCUCAGUAAUCGAAUGCGGUCACGUUUUUUGCGUCGACUGCCUCGAGCACAUUACCCGCGCUUGUUGUCCCCUUUGUCGUACGCCUUACGAUCCCCGCCGUUCGAUAAAGAUUCACAUAGAUAUUGACCCCUCAACACAGCGAGUCAAUGAAUCCCGACCUUUCUUUGAUCGAAUCGCAAAGGCUGCAAAUGAGGGUUCCGAUGAGGUCACAGUAAAGAACCUCAUAGAUGAUUGUUUAGCAUUUCUCAAGGAGAAACCCCGUACACAGGAGUUCGAGGAUCUUAGGGUCACAGUCCGGAUGAUCAACUACCUUCAUACGACGAAGACGAACCUCAGGCAACAGAAGCGUAAAGCUCGAGAAGAUGCCUCGAGAAUGCAGGAAGAAAUUGCGAGGAUGCAGGGGGAGUUCCAGCACCAACAAGAAGCCAUGUUAGCUGAGAUUGAAACGCUCAAGGGCGUCGAACUCGGUCUCUUGAGAGAAGUAGCCGCUGUUAGGGCCGAUUACAUCAGUGUUCGAAAAGUCAACGAUUCUUUGCAGGAACAGUUGAAGCUCCAUACGGCGGCCCGAAACGACGUUUCCAAGCCAGUCGGUCUUUCUGGCGUCGCUUCGAACGAUUCACCUGCUACCGAGGAUAUUAAGCUCAAAGGAUUCGGCCUCAUGGACGACGGAUAUUUUCUAUCUCCAUUGCCCGAUUUUGAGCCAGGAAAACUUUUCUUAUCUCCAAAUAUGGAAUCUGAACCUUUGUCGUCGGAAGGUAACCUGGCCAUCGUCCCGUUAUCAGAGCCUCCCAUGCUCGCUGCUAAACGUCCACCUCUACCUACCCCACCGUCCUCUACGCGCAGUCCAAGUUUGCUUUCGAUGACAGCCCCUGAGAAUACGCGACCCGCCUACCACCAAGUCCCAAUUCCGCCGACGUCAAAUUCUUCUCCUUCUCCGAUUCGCCAUGCUUCAGAUCCUAUCACAGCACCAGCUCCUUCACAGCCUGGCGACAUGUCAGCACUCGAUGUCCAAGAGCAAGUCCUCUAUCGCCCUACUGGAACCGAUCACUUACGUUCGCGUUUCAUUGCAAUCAUGCACGACUGCUCGCCGACUAUUUCUUCAUCCAUGCCUAACUUGACCGACGAACACUUCCUCAAAAGCCCGCCAACACUCAAGGAGAAACCCAUCCUACCUCAUUCCUCUGUGACACCUCCCACUUCUAAACCCUCCACUUCUCGCUCACUUGAUUCCUCAUCCUUCGGGCAAUCAUCUUCCCCUCACCUUAUUCCUCUCCCGCCAGUGAAGCCUAUAGCUACCGUCACCCCUAGUAGCUCUUACUCCCAAGCAAGUCUUGCUGCUGCUGCAAUGGAAGAUGCCAGAAGGCAAAAGAAAGUUAAAGAAGGCGAACGUCGGAGGAAAGAUAGCGAGAUUUCAAGGGAGGGUCAGGAUACUUGUAAAGCUCACGCCGGAUCGCCUCCUCAACGAGAAAAGGCUUUGGAAUCCAAACCUGGUAACGACAAUAACGACGUGGACCGCUACAUUGAAAACUCCCACCGUCCUUCUCGCAAGCAGUCUUUGUCAGGUCCCCAGUCCUUUGGACCGUCUCUAUUCCCCAGCCAUCAACAAUCGUCGUCAGCCUCCACCCCUUCUCCAUUCGGUUCGCAUGGUCAACAGGACCCUCCUCACAGCAAGACAUAUGAGGGAUGGUCUAGUAGCACAAGACCCACAUCCUCAUCGAAGUUGAACCCUUCAACUUCACAACAUUUGAAGAGUUCGGCUACUAUCGGCUCCACUGCUCCUCGAGAACCCCCCACCACUUACAAACCAUCUCCCUAUACACCGUCUUCAUUGGGGACUAGCAAGGGUAAAAUGGCAGCUAGUGCGAUGCUAUCCAACCAGACGAGCCUAAGCGUCGCGUAAGUCAUUUUACCCAUUGCAGCACAUCGACAGACCACUCCUUAAUUAGGAGCAUGAACAUAGAAGUUAAGACAUUUCUUUUUACGCUUUGUUCCCAUGCGUGGGCGUGCACAUUCCUACACAUAAAUCUAUUCCGUCCAUCCCAUUUCAUCCAUUUCCAUUCUUUAACCCUGUACUAUGUGUUGUCCUGUCGCUCAAUUUUGUAUAUUAUUACCGCAUGGUUUCUGGAUCCUUGUACUUGUAUAACUGCAUAACUAUUUACACUCGAAAUCUAAUGUCCUUUGGUGACGGGAACUCAAAAAUUCCUCAUUCUUC